Molecule: messenger RNA, 1646 nt
Organism: Leptinotarsa decemlineata (Colorado potato beetle)
Lineage: Eukaryota; Metazoa; Arthropoda; Insecta; Coleoptera; Chrysomelidae
Gene: CARPB
Product: Carbonic anhydrase-related protein B
Biological process (GO): one-carbon metabolic process
Molecular function (GO): zinc ion binding; carbonate dehydratase activity
Source: RefSeq, a predicted model, not a curated record
AUGCUCGGUCUUCGAAGACUAAUGCAAGGGGAUGCCAAACACCCCAAAGCGCCCUUAGGAAACAAUUUCAGACCGCCGCAGCCACUGCAUCAUAGACCGGUCCGGACAAAUAUUGACUUCAAUGUUAAGCACCGUGGCGAAAUUGGCAAGCAGUGCCCCAGCAUGUACAAAGACGUCCACUACCAGGCGAACAGUUGGAGGCAGCAUUAGACAAUGUGAAGUGUGCCAUGUAAAAACAAAUAACAAAUAAAUUUUGAUAAAGUGAUCGACCCAUAUCUCGCGAAUUAUCAAACAAUCAUUGCUGAGUGAAGUGACCAAACUAUAUCAGUGCUAGCAACAAUACAAAAUAAAACAUAUCAUAUCAUAUUUUGCAGAAGAUAUAUGUUAAAUGACUGAAAAGUUUGUUUUCGCUUUGAUUUAGAAUAGAGUGAGGAUUUUUUUCAUUUGAGGAUCAAGAUUUUCAAUCGACAAUGGAACGUUUCUUUCAAGAAGUUUAGAUAGAAGCUAUAAUUUCAUUUGAAAAUCAAAUCAAGUAAUUUUUUUUGAAUCUGAUAUUUUCCACUACAAAGAGGUAGGAACGAAAAUAUUGAUAAAAUUCAGUUGGUAAUAAGACAAAAUGAAAUAUUUGGCUCCGAACUGGAAAUUCAUAAGCGUCAUUCAGAGUGAAGACUACAGCUAAGUUUAGAAUGAGAAUCGUGUGAAUUUUACAUUUCUCUCGUAAAAAAACGAGCGCUGUCGAGCUUUUCCUUGCAUUCAUUCAUUUAUAUAUAAUUUGCUCGUCUAUUUCUCCUCUAUGAAUUUCUGCAAACUGUAAAUGAAUUUAUUUAUUCAUUGAAUUGUUGAUAUAAUUGAAACAGCUCUUGGAAGCCUAUUUCCUUUCGACGAUCAUCACUUGAACUUUUCACGUUUUGUUUAUUUCAUUCUUCAUUUCAUAUACUCUAUGCCAUAGAGCAUAUAGCAUAUUUUUUCACCGUAAUUUCACAAAAUACAAACUUUGUGAGGUUGAUAUGUAUUUCAAUUACGAUUUGACAAAAUGGGUUGCCUUUUAUAAGUUUCAAAUUAAUUGCCAUCAUUUAAAAUUUUACAGCAAAAGUAUAGUUUGUUUGAUAUCUUUCAGAAAAAAAACUUCAUACAUUUUUCUAGGGGUACAGAAGAUCACCUUUUUAUGAACAUAACGAACUAGAAUGAAUAUAAUAAUGCAUUCAUGAAAUAGUAAUUUUUUGAUAGAAUCUAAAUAUGAAAGGCGUAUGAUUGUUUUCAAAAAAAUCCUAAUGCAUUGAUAACUCGAACUCAUUCCAUACGGAUUAAUUGCUGAUCAUCGCAAAACUAUUUUUGAACUCAAUGGUUGAAUUCUCUUGGAAACUUCAAAGUCUAGCUGAAUAUAUAGGUUUCGAAAUUGCUCUUCUUGAUGAAUCAAUCUUGAUUCAUCUUUCCCAUAAAUCUCAAUGAUUCUACCGAUUGUAAAUCUAUUCAUUCAAACAGAUUUUCGAUAGAUCGAAUUUCCAUCUGAAGCACUUGCAGCUCCAUAUUAUCCGAAAGAAAUUGAUAACCAAUCAUGUUUCUUUGGAUUCGUGUAAAAUCUGUUUAUGUAGAGUAGGGAGGAUGAGUUUAGACCCACAGCACUUAGGCCACAUGUGACCCAUUGU